CAAUUUCUUCCCGAAUUUAUAAAACUCUAGUAUAAAGUUGAUUUUGCUUGAGUUGAGCUGUUCCAAGUCUUCAAGAAUCAAGAGAUAUCCCACAAUCGUACCAAUUAUUCCAAGGCAAGGGCCAAGGGCCACCAAUCCCAGGGUUCGUUUCAAAGAAAAUGGGGUUCAUAAUGGAGUUUGCCGAGAAUUUGGUUUUGAGGUUGAUGGAGGACCCAAAGGAGAGGGACAAAAAAUUUAGGGAGCAUUUAUAUUCAGUCAAGGAACGAUGCAACAAAACCAAGGAGAUGUGGAGUUACCCCCUGCGACCUUAUGGAUUUUGGACUUUUGAGCGCCACAAUGCCCAACUCCGCUGGGAUGCUCAGAUUAGCCAGGUGCCGGGUCGCAGGGACCCCUAUGAUGACCUUCUUGAAAACAGCUUUGAUACCUCCACCAAAUGAAUGCUAGAAGAUGAUUUAGAGCUUGGUCUGCUGUGGUUGGGCACUUAAGCUUUUCACUGUUCUUUUGGAUUUCUUAUUAUUAUGUGCUAUAAAAAUAUGAAUAUCUAAAUUUUUAAGACCAGCUUAUGAGUGAAAACAAUUGUCUAUGUUACUCAACUGUAUGGAACAACAUGCACAUUUUGGUGAAUAAUUGCCCAUGUAAUCACUUUCUCUGAUUCAUGUAGUUUGAAGAUAAGCAUGCGUCGAUACAUUUUGCUCAAUAGCUGAUAAGAUAUUUCUCAAUUACCAUUAA
Molecule: messenger RNA, 729 nt
Organism: Theobroma cacao (cacao)
Lineage: Eukaryota; Viridiplantae; Streptophyta; Magnoliopsida; Malvales; Malvaceae
Product: NADH-ubiquinone oxidoreductase
Cellular component (GO): respiratory chain complex I
Source: RefSeq, a predicted model, not a curated record